CGUGCAGUUCAUUGUUCAAACGCGUGUAUGUCAAUUUAUACGUAGCGCACGAGAGAACGCUAUCGAUCGGAAAAACAAUAUGGCGGUCACGAUAGAGAUCUUGGAAAUGUCAAAUUCAAAAUAGACGCCACUAUCGGGAGAGUAGAGUGCGAUGUGUACGAAAGGUUGAACGCAUGUCAACAUAAUGCAGUGCAAGUCGAAAGUCCGAAAGUGAGGUGACCUGAGUAUCUCUUAAAUCCUAAAUUUCGAUAACCUAAUGCGAGUUGACAUCAUGAACUUCAAAGCAAAUGUGUGGAGAAUGAUAUAUGUAAAUGUCAAUGUUACAGAUUCCACAAUCAUUGUCGCAAAGUGAUCGAUUGAAAAUUUCUUGCUAAAUGACUAAACAAGGGACAGCUCAGAUGUCACUCGAUGAUGACUUCGACAGACCAUUCGAAGAUGUUGAGCCCUUACAGUGGGGAGCGUUACGCGAGCUGUGCAAUGCCAGCUCAGAAUACUUUGCCUCUCACCAAGAUGAGAACAGUAUUAGAAUUAGAGCUGCGCUUACAGCUAUACUGGAUCAUUUGGUACAGUUGCAACCACUGUAUAAAGAAAUUAGCAGAAUCGCGCCAAUGUUCGAUCUGGAUGCACAAACGCCCGGUAAUGGGUACAGAAGUUUCUUGGUGCUGAUAGACAAAUGCAUUAUUCAUUCUCGUUUGAUCUGUCACCAGAUAUAUUGUCAAAAGGACUCUAUAUUUUUUCGUAAAAGUUAUUACAUGAGGGAAGUUGAGGCAUGUUCACAAUUACUGGCAUCUCUGUGCACUUGCUUGGAACAUUUACAGACUCUUUAUUCUUGGAGUGAGCACCUAAGCGAUGGAAAACCGUCUCUCUUUAUAGGAGAUAAUCACAAUCCACACGAAAUUUUAAACAAAGUAGAUAGUAUCAAUCAAUAUUGUUUUUAUGGCAGAUGUUUAGGAUUCCAGUUUCACGAUAGCUUAAAGCCCAUUCUAAAAACCAUAAUGGUUUGUAUGGCAACAUUCAGCGAAGCAUUUUAUGCCAAUGGCACGUUAUUAGCGAGAUGUGCUAAUUCUGUCAAGUACAUGUUAGAUCCUGAAGUAAGGGCGCGUCGUAUUGUCGACGUAUCCCAACGCGCCGAUAUCUCAUUUUGUCAAGCAUUUUGGUUUCUUAACGAGGCUGAUCUUGCACGCAGGUUGCCUGCCAUAACAGCUCCUUCUUUGGCAAUAAAUCAAAUAAUUUCUAUUCCACCUGAAGAGUUGACACUUCUUACAUUAAGUGGAUCAACCGUGUCGAUUCCAAUACCGAGUAGUCACGUUGGAAAGAAGCCAAUACACGUUAGACUGUUCAGUUCUAAACGUCGUUUGGGGAUGGUCGGUUCGGGUGGAGUGGCAGGCGAAUUGCAUGGAUUGUCCAAUGAAUUAAUAAUUCAUUGUCAUGGUGGAGGUUUCGUAGCACAAACUUCAUUAUCUCAUGAAACAUACUUACGCGAUUGGGCCAUCAAUCUUGGUAUACCCAUUUUAAGUAUAGAUUACAGUUUAGCGCCAGAAGCUCCGUUUCCUCGUGCACUCGAGGAAGUGCUAUAUGCGUAUGCAUGGUCUUUAAAUCAUGCAAGUACAUUGCUUGGGAGUACAGCUCAAAAAAUAGUUUUUGCUGGUGAUUCCGCCGGGGCCAACUUGAAUUUGGGAGUUACUUUAAAGUGUUUGCAGUUGAACAUCAGAAAGCCUGAUGGAAUAUUUAUGGCGUACACACCAGUGCUUGUCGACUUUGUAUUGUCACCGUCGCGAUUACUUUGCCUUACAGACCCGUUAUUACCUAUGGGAUUUCUUUUACGUUGCCUAAAAGCAUACGCCGCUGAAUGUUCAAAAUCAGAGUCGGAAUCUUUCGCCGAGGUGAGCGAAAGCGAUCUAAUAGCGUUAGCUCUCAGUCCUAAUGGAGAUGAAACGAACGACGCGCACAAGUUAGCGUCCUUGCCAUCUGAUUCUACUUUGAAUUCUGUCACUUUGACAGAAGUUGACGGGACGGAACAUCUACAGGAUGAAGCGAAAUCUCAAGAAUACGUUAACAAAUUUUUUGAUCUUUACCGAAACUGUGGUAAAACAAACGCUUCGACGCACGUUGGGAAUGGCACUAUUAAUACAGGGAAUAAUGUAUCGAAGAAUGAUAAAUCCUGGUCCUUCUUCGGAUGGUCUCUUAGUGGAAGGCAUAGAGAAUCCAGGGAACUGGAUAUAGAGAAUGUGAAGAGCCCUAUGGAGGAAUUUAUAUUCACAGUGCCCAGAGAUCCAUAUUUAAGUCCUUAUCUUGCAGCAGAUCAUCUUCUAGCACAAUUACCACCCGUCAAGAUGCUGACGUUAGAGUUGGACCCAUGCCUUGAUGACUCUGUCAUGUUCGCAAGGAAACUUCGGUCGCUUGGUGUAUUAGUCACGCUUGACAUAUUGCCAGGGUUACCUCAUGGGUUUCUUAACUUAACACCAGUUUCGAAAGAGGCAAGCGAAGGAUCAGAUCUAUGCGUGAAAAGAUUGCAAGAAUUGCUGGCAUCAUAAGCAUGUGCAUAUAGGAAAUACUCAUUAAAAUAUAAAUGUUUAUACGCGGGAACAAAAGUUUCUUUGCUGUUUUUUUUUUUUUUUUUUUUUUUAGAUGUCAAUUUAAUCGAUUUUUUUAUGUACAAAUGAUUUGAAAUAUUUCGAAAGCUUUAUCCACUGGUACGUAAAUGUAUUAAAUGUGUUUCCAUCUGUAUAUUUUGUAUUGUAUAUUUAUAUUUUAUUAAUGGUGACCAUAGUAUUCAAUGUCUAAUUUAAAAUCAAAUACUCUCAACUUAUUGUACUUAAACGGUAAUAUCUUUGUAUUACGUUUACUGAAUGUGUAAUUGGAGGAAAAGCAAAGUAGCUUUCCAUUUUCUACUGAGAACAUGUUUAAAGAAUAAGACUAUAGACAUAUUGGUUGUAUAAAAUAUUUGGGAUUAUUUCAGUUCUCAAUGUUAUAAUAUUUUAUGCAGCUGACACAAGUUACUAAAUGUAUUAGGCAUAAAUAAAGUAUUAUAAAUGUGAUACAAGUUUAAUGACAUGAUAAAAAAAGAGGCAAUGAAUAUGUAUAGUAUUGGCUAUAACUGGAAAAUUAUGAACUUUUUGUUAUAUAUAUUAAUAAUUUAUGGAAUUGUUAAGUUAUAUUUUUUACGGCAAUGUACAUCGUAUUUGUCAACUUUAUUAAAUUAUUUAUAAAACUCUAAUUUUAUAACUUAUAACACACUGGGAAGUACAAUAAAAAUAAUUUUAUUACCAGACUA
Frieseomelitta varia is the source of this 3274-nucleotide messenger RNA. RefSeq names its product hormone-sensitive lipase (gene Hsl). Bases 375 to 2534 code for a protein of 719 amino acids. Gene Ontology annotation, molecular function: triacylglycerol lipase activity; sterol ester esterase activity. The record is from RefSeq and is a predicted model, not a curated record. Gene Ontology annotation, biological process: cholesterol metabolic process; triglyceride catabolic process. The transcript is spliced from 10 exons. Gene Ontology annotation, cellular component: cytosol. Lineage: Eukaryota; Metazoa; Arthropoda; Insecta; Hymenoptera; Apidae.